Hippocampus zosterae (dwarf seahorse) is the source of this 1562-nucleotide messenger RNA. RefSeq names its product myc target 1b (gene myct1b). Lineage: Eukaryota; Metazoa; Chordata; Actinopteri; Syngnathiformes; Syngnathidae. The coding region runs from base 207 to 746 and encodes 179 amino acids. The record is from RefSeq and is a predicted model, not a curated record. The transcript has 2 exons. Gene Ontology annotation, cellular component: nucleoplasm.
UGGGAUGGGGGGGUUGUUUCGUCAAGGAGCCGAUCGAUCCAGAGGAAACGACGCCAAAGGGAAACAGCGCUACGUAGAUAAGCUAUGCUAAUUUUAAAAGAGGGGGAAGGAAGCGUGACUGCCAAGUUUCCUCCAGACCGACUGGACAAAGUCGUGCAAGAAGCAGAAGCCGCUCUUAAAGGUCGGGAGGGAAGACGCUCGCAAAGAUGGCCCAGAAUGAAACGCAUCCCCUUGUGGAAAUCCUCAAAUCCUUUAAUACGGGCGACAUGAUCCUGGCCUUCUGCUUGUCGGUGCUGGUGGGCCUGCUUCUGGGCGCUCUGGUUUACGUCCUGCUGACGUGGGCGUCCCGCCGCCGAGCCACCGGCCGCAUCACCCGACGCUCCCGCAAGAAACCCGGCAAAUCUUCACGCUCCCAAAUCCCGCCGGACGGCCAGUUGGGCCUCUACCGGAGCACUUUCCUCGGCGUCUACCGCCAGCCCUCACUGGAGCCGGUGGGGCCGCUGGGGAGCAAACCGGGACCGGAAACGUCCACGUUUCGACCUGUGCCCAGGAAAGGCAGUCUGGAGAUGGGAGAGGACACCCGGGUGAGCCCGUCCGAGGACUCGGCCGAUUCGGCGGCACUGGUUCCCGACAAGCGCCACUCCUUCUGGCUGGGCGGGAACGGACUCAAGGGGUUCCUGCCCUCGCAGACGCCGCCGCCCGCCUACAACAGCAUCAUCCACGCUUUCCAAGAGUCCUGCACUUGAAGCCAACCACAGCCAAGUCCUCAAGACUUUGGAGAGAUUCUAUCCGAGGGAAGACCCUGUGAAGUCAAUUCAGAGAUUUUAUCUCUAAAUACAGCAUUUUUUUUGGGGGGGGGGGGGGGGGGGAUUCGAUACAAGGGACAGGAUUUAAAGUGAACAACAUGUUUUUUAAAACUGCCUUAAGAACAGCCCCCGCUAGCUUUAUGCUAACAUAUAGUGGAAAAGCCCAUGACAUGCUCACAGUUAGCAUUAAAAGAGGCCAUUUUACAACACUCUGAGCAACAAAUCUUGAAACAGAAAUGUUGGAACAGAUCACCAAAUAGUCAACGGUCAUAAUAUGAAAAAUGGCCCGCAUGACAGCAAUUGACUGAGUCGUAGCAGAAGAAGUCGAUUGUCCCUCGCUUGUGUCUGCAUGACCGCGUAAUAAAAUACUGCCUCCCGGUGGCCAAAGCGGGCACUACCAGAAGGAGCGCCACACUGAAUUGGAAUGGUAGCAUUAAUAAAGCAUGAUGGAGCCACUCUUUCAUGUUUUACAUUCUAUUAAAUUUGUUCUUACUCCGUUUUUCGUAAAAUACAAGAAUAUAGAGUUUGAAUUUCACUUAUUAUGAACAACCAAACCAAAAAUAUGAUGAUUUUUUUGUGGGGGGGGGAGGAGGCUAGAAUGCAUUAAUGAUAUUUCCAUUCAUUCAAAUGGGGAAAGGGGAGACUUGAGAUAUGGAUUUUUUAAGUGUAGGCGUUGAACGACUGAAACUUCAGGAUCUCAAGGAACCAUUGUAUGUUCUACAUGUAUAAAAAUAAAUUCUGAAAGGACUGAGAACU